Messenger RNA from Labrus bergylta (ballan wrasse), 4770 nucleotides. The record is from RefSeq and is a predicted model, not a curated record. Lineage: Eukaryota; Metazoa; Chordata; Actinopteri; Labriformes; Labridae.
AACAAGAAGCUGUGAGGUUUGAUUGUUGCAUUUAUAUUUUUAAUGACCUGUCCUUACCUUCCUUCCCUUUUUUUGUUUGUUUACCUCCUCUACAGGUCAGUUGAAGCUGAAAAUGAGUGCAGUAGGGGAGAACCCUCUGGACCCUGCGACCCCAGAGUCACGCAAGAGGAAGGUCUCACCAUGCGACACGUCAGGGCAGAGUGUGGAGAAGCGGAGACGGGAGCUGGAGUGCCGCUACAUCGAGGAGCUGGCCGAGCUGCUGUCAUCCAACAUGGGCGACAUUGCCAGCCUCAGUGUCAAGCCCGACAAGUGCCACAUCCUCAAGAGCACCGUGGACCAAAUCCAGCAGAUGAAACGGCGUGAGCAGGAGAAAGCAGCCCUUCUGUCUCCGGAUGACGAGGUGCAGAAGAGCGACAUCUCCUCCAGCAGCCAGGGGCUGGUGGAGAAAGAGGCCCUGGGGCCCAUGCUGCUAGAGGCCCUCGAUGGGUUCUUCUUCGUCGUGAACCGGGAGGGCCGCAUCGUCUUUGUCUCCGAGAACGUGACGGGUUACCUUGGAUACGGCCAGGAGGAGCUGAUGACCUCGAGUGUGUACAGCAUCCUCCACGUGGGAGACCACAAUGAAUUUGUCCGUAAUCUGCUGCCCAAAAGCCUGGUAAACGGCGGGCCGUGGCCUCAGGAACCUGCACGGAGGAACAGCCACACGUUUAACUGUCGCAUGCUGAAGCGGCCGCCGGAUGAGUUGGACUCGGAAAAUCCCGAGGCUCGACAACAAUACGAGAUCAUGCAGUGUUUCACCGUGUCCCAGCCGCGCAUGCAGGAGGAGGGAGAUGACCUGCAGAGCUGCCUGAUCUGCAUCGCCUGUCGGAUGCCUCGCACUCAGCCUUUCAACACUGAGUCUUUCAUCACCAAGCAGGACCCCACAGGGAAGAUCAUCUCCAUAGAAACAAGUGCUUUGCGAGCGACAGGCCGGCCUGGCUGGGAGGACCUGGUCAGGAAGUGCAUUUACGCUUUCUUUCAGCCGCAGGGCAAAGAGCCCUCCCACGCCAAGAAGCUGCUGCAUGAGGUGAUGACCCACGGCACGGCCAUCAGCCCGCUGUACCAUUUCACGUUAAGUGAUGGAACUCCGCUCAGCGCUCAGACCCGCUGCAAGUUCUGCUGCCCCCCCAACCCUGAUGUUCAGCCCUUCAUUAUGGGCAUUCACACUAUUGACAGGGAACACAACACUGCUAGCUCUCAGGAAAACACUAACCCCAGCCUUCCACCCAACCUCGGCAGCCUUGCCCAGACUCCCUCCCGCUCCCCUUCCCUUCCCCCCGGCAGCAACUGGACUCAAGGCUCCGGCGUCGCCGCUGCUGCCAACAACAGCAGCGGCAGCAACGCCUCCUCUCACGGACACAACUCAACCACACCCACAGGCUACCUGACCCCCAACCGGACCUGUUCCCAGCAGGUCAACAGCCCCUCCCCUCUGAACAGCCCACUCACAGCCACCCCUACCUCUUUUAUGUCGCCCAGGAUGCCACGGGCCAGUCCUGGGUCAGUGGGGAGCCCUCGGGUACCGGGGAACCCCUUCUCUCCUUCCACACAAGGCCUCAAUUCCCCGACGGGGGCUCUCAGCAGCGGGGGCGGCCUUAACCGGCAGCUUUCCGCUGGUGACAGUAGUAAUAGUAGUAGUAGUAGUAGUAGUAGUAGUAGUAGUAGCGGCGCCAACGGUGGGUCGACGGGGUCCUUCUCCCUGUCCUCUCCUGCCUCCCAGAGACAAGCCAGUACGCCCGCCGGCACCCCUACCCGGCCUCCAUCUGCAAAACCUCCAGAGGACAUGGAAGGAGGGGGAGAGGACUCUGUAAAAGCCCCCCUUCCUUCUGCCUCGCCGCUGGGAAACCCCAGACACAAUCCGCUCCUGGAAAGCAAUGGGACAGGAGUGGAAUCCAACAACAACAACAACAACAGCAUCCAUUGCACCUCAUCACCUCAUCCUCCGAACCCUGUUCCUCAGUGCCCUGCCUCACACAGUACUCUGACUGAGCGACAUAAGAUCCUGCACCGGCUGCUCCAGGACAGCAGCCCCAACGACACGACCACCACCUGUACCUCAGAGGACGGAAUCAACAAGAACCAAGUGGACAUCAAGAAGGAGCCGCCGGCCAGUCCUGCACUGGUCAAUGCGGGUCCUAAGUCCAACUCCAGAGAGCCUCAGGACCACCAGCUGCUCCGGUUUCUACUGGAUACAGACGAAAAGGACUUGGGAGACCUGCCGCCUCCGUCUGCCCUCAGUCUGCAGACGGUCAGAGUGAAGGUGGAGAAGAGAUCCAGCGGGGAGGGGCUGCUCUGUAUCGGGUCCACUGCUCUCUCAGUGGGUGCAUCCAAAGCUGCAGGAGUCUCCAGCAGCCCAUCCUGCAUGAGCCCCAAAUCGAGCCCCGUCGGAGAGAACCGCAGAGACAGCCGCAGGGACAGCCGGGACUCCACGGUGUCGGGUGGCCCUGUUGACAUGGACCCUCUCACCCAGCUGCUGCCCGGCCUGAGAGGCCCGAGUGGGGCCAAGCAGGGCGGCGAGGAUCCAACAACCCCUGGAGGAGGCCCCCAGCUACACUCUCCGGCCCCCCAACGCCCAGCUCAGCUCCAGUCCCCCGUGCCACUCCAGUCCCCCCUGUCCCAGCAGCCCCAGAACCUUCCCCAGUUGCAUUCGCCGUCACCGCAGCUCCACUCCCCCUCCCCCCAGCUCAAACUGCAGUCGCCCACUCAGCUGCAGCCCGGUGAGGCCAGCACUCCCCGCAACGUCAAUGUGAAGAGAGAGCCUCCAGGCACUCCUAACCGAGGGCUCAGUGAUGGCGGCCCGCCCUCCGUCUGCAGCCUCCAGAGUCAGUCAUCCUUUGAUUUCUGCAGCCCGCCCACUCCAGGCCAGACUCAGGCCCAGGGACAGGGAGACCUCUACCAGACCCCCAAAGACAGCAGCCCCUUUCCUGAGGCGGAAAUCAUCAACCCCUUCAGUUCGAGCACUGGCUUAUCUAAGAUGGAUGUGGGAGACUCCCAGUUCCAGCCUCUGGCCCUGUCUGAUACCUUGACCUUUGACGGUAUUGGAACACCUUUACAAGCUCCCUUAGCGUCACCUCAAGAGCAGUGUGUUCCCUGCACGCUGGACGAAGUGCUGGGCCCUCCGACCACACCCGAGGGACGAAACGAUGAGAAAGCUCUGCUGGAGCAGCUCGUCUCCUUCCUCAGUGGGACUGAUGAGAGUGAACUGGCUGAGCUGGAUAAAGCCCUGGGGAUCGACAAACUGGUACAGGGCGGCUGCUUUGACCCUUUGCCCCAAACCUUUCCAACCCAGCAGCCCACUGCCUCCCCCGUCACCUUGGACCCUAAACUUCCCACCUACCCCACCCAGUUCACAGCAGCUCCACCAGCUCAGUUCCCUCCAGAGCUGGCCAGCGUGGGGCCACAGGGUCUGGGGUUCGGAGCACCUCGUGCGGCGUUCCCUGCUGGGGUGACGGGCAUGGGGCUGAGGCCGGGAAUGACACGUCCACAGGGGGUGAACCCCGGGCUGAGGCUGCCACCCAACCAGCUGCGCCUGCAGCUGCAGCAGAGACUGCAGGGCCCUCAGCAGCUCCAGAACAGGAUGGCAGGCAUCACCCAGUUUCCAGGAGGAGCUCAGCAUGUGAACAUAGGGAUUCGUCAGGGGGUUCAACAACCUCAAAUGCCCUCACAGCAGCCUCCGCUGAACGCCCAGAUGCUGGCCCAGCGGCAGAGAGAGCUUUACAGCAUCCAGCACCGGCAGCGCCAGCUUUUUCAGCAGAAGGUCAUGCUGAUGAGACAGAACCUGGCGGGCACUCCGACCGGAGCCGUCGGGACCAUCGGAACCGCCCGAGUCCCAAAAGGUUCCCCAACAACGCCUCAACCACCGCAGCAACAACAACAACAACAACAACAACAACAGUUCAGCUUCCCACCAGGGUACAGCCCCAUGACGGGAAAAUCCCCUACCUCACCGAGUCACUUCAGCCCCAUGAGCGGGAGUCCUCUGGACAACAAACUGACCGCCAGAGUUCCUCUCAGUAACCAGACGCUGAUUGGCGCCGUGCAGGGUCCGUUCAACAGCAGCGUGAACCCCUCUCUGCAGCAGGGUCUGUUUCAGCAGUUUGGAGGGUCUGCUUUAGUUCAGCAAGACCCACCUUUCCCUCCCGAGAUGAGCCCGACCAGCCCGCUACUGUCACCUCAAAACUCCGCCUCCCAGAGUCCUCUGCUCCAGCAAGCCCCGCCUCCUGGCUACCAGUCACCAGAAAUGAAGAGCUGGCAACAGACGGGCGUGGCCAGCAACAGCCUGUUCAGUCAGUCAGGACAGAGUGCAGGGCAGGCUUUCGGCCAGCAGGGGGUUUACAACAACAUGAGCAUCACCGUCUCCAUGGCCGGAGGCUCGGGCGGCGUCGGCUCGUUACCUCCUAUGGGGCAGACGGUCGGCUUGAGCAACAGUAACCUCAGCAGCGUCGCCUCGGUGUGCAGCGACCAGCAGGUGCAGCAGGUUCAGGUGUUCGCAGACGUCCAGUGCACCGUCAACCUGGUGGGCGGCGACUCCUACCUGAACCAGGGCUCCAUCGGCGCCGCCGCCGCCUCCCAGAAGGGCCCCGCGCCCCAGGCUCCCCAGAACAACCAGGCCCAGCAGAAGAGCCUCCUCCAGCAGCUGCUCACCGAGUGACGGCCCCCCCGCCCGCUCUCCAGCUCUCCUGCUCUACCCUCUCUACUUCUCACUUCUACGCCUCCUCCUCGGAGGUCGGUGCA